AUGAUUACCAAGUACAUAGAUCAUGCCGGGGCGAGCCUUCCCUGGCUGAUUGGCCGCGGUGCCCUGAUCCUGGGGCACGCAUCUCCUGCUUCACAUUUAUCAGCCGCGAUGGAUGCGUUGGAUCGGUUUCGUGCUUGUCGGCUGGCCACCAUGUCGGCGGGUUGGGUCAAAGACCAGGAGCCUAUCAGUUGGUCGUCGCAGCACUGCCUUAUGGCGAAUGCCCAGGAUAAUGCUCAUCAGCGCGGCCCAACCAUAAGCUGGGCGGCGUCAGGUUCGCAUUUCUAUCCCGGGGACCAAAAGGUGGCUGUGCUCUGGGACGUCGAUUGCUUUGCUGGCGUUCGCAGCGUGGCUGGAGAAGACAUCGGGGAUCAGCAACCGCAGACCGUGACAGCCUCACUUCAUUACUCCACACUGAGCGCGAGAAUCCUCAAGGUCCGACCUAAAAUUGCCUAGGAAAGGGAAGUAGAAAUACAAAAGGAGGAGAAAAAAGAAAGAAGAAAAAAAAGUGAUGUGCCUAAAUAACCGGAGACAUUCGGGCUAUCCUCGUUAAUACCUACCUAAUUGCGCUAUGGUGUCCGAUCGUCCAUGUGCUCCAUCCACCUUAUCGGCCGGGUUUUCGAAAUCGUCGCCUUGGCCCUUCAACUUCCCCUGGCCACAUUAUCAUCACUUCCCCGCCUUGCUAUAUUUGGGAACCGACGUCAUUUACAACAAAGUGACCUUUGGUCGUCUCUGUUGAGUU
Sodiomyces alkalinus F11 is the source of this 739-nucleotide messenger RNA. RefSeq lists its product as hypothetical. The record is from RefSeq and is a predicted model, not a curated record. The transcript is spliced from 6 exons. The coding region runs from base 1 to 453 and encodes 150 amino acids. NCBI's taxonomy places the organism in Eukaryota, Fungi, Ascomycota, Sordariomycetes, Glomerellales, Plectosphaerellaceae.